Messenger RNA from Mesocestoides corti, 1062 nucleotides. Lineage: Eukaryota; Metazoa; Platyhelminthes; Cestoda; Cyclophyllidea; Mesocestoididae. The record is from the annotation of a GenBank genome assembly.
AUGAUAAUGGCUAAUAAAAGUAGUGUAUGGGAGCUAAAUCACCGGGUCCUUGAAGAACGAGAAAAACUCGUCACCCGUUUCAUAGGUCUCGCUAAAGUUGGGAACACGAAGAACCUCAAAUACUUGUACGCAUUGAAGAUUAAGCCGGUGGAUAAAAUGUCGCGUGUUGAACUAGUGGCACAGCCUCCCGAUGUUACGGAGAACCCUUACUUCGAGACCAUCAAACAGCGAACGAAGACCAAGCCCAAGGAGACGGAGGUUCAGACAGACCAGUAUUUUUACGCGGUGUCGCAGAAGCGAGGCGCUGGUGAUGGUGGCGGUCGGAGGAAAAUGAAUUGGAAGCUGAAGAAAUACGAGAAACAGGACAAUCUUAGCUCCACCGAUGACUCCACGGCUGCCCCUAGCAGAGUGCAGGAAGCGUGCUGGUUUUGUUUGGGGAACCCUCAAGUAGCAAAGCAUCUCCUUGUGACGAUUGCAACCCAUGCUUACUUGGCGCUGCCUCGUGGUCCACUGGUUAAAGACCAUGUACUAAUCCUCACAGUUGGACACCACCAGAGCUGGCUGACGUGUCCCGAAGUUGUUCAAGCUGACAUCGAGGCCUACAAGAAGAGUUUGCGGAGCAUGUACAAGGCGGAGGGCAAGGUGAUGGUCGCUUUCGAGCGCAACUUCAAAACCCAUCACUACCAACUCCAGGUUGUGCCAGUGCCAUUUGCUGUAGCAGGGGAAGUCAAGAAAGCUUUCAUCGAAAUGUCAGAAAGUUGGCCCAAUUCGCCCUGUAAGUUAGAGCCCCUUCCAAAGUCUUCUUCAAUCAAGGAUUUUUGCAAGCCAGGAAUCCCCUACUUUUACGUGGAACUUCCAACCGGCGAGAAGUUAUUUAACAAAGUUGAAAAAGAUCGCCUCUCAGUUUCGGAUGUCAAUUUCGGCCGGGCUGUUUUAGCGUCGAAGACCAUUUUGAACUGCCCGGAGCGGAUCAAUUGGCGCGAGUGUACUGAGGAUGAGGCAACAGAGACAGAACUUACCGCUAACCUACGUGAGAAAUUCACUGCUUUUGACUUCGCAUGA